AUGACGCGCUUCACUUUCGCCACCGCGGCGACCCUGCUCGCCUUUGCGCAGCUCAGCCUCGCGCAGGACCCGCGCGCCGAGACCGACCUCGACCGCAACAGGCCCACCAAGACCUGGACCCAGUGGCAGCCCAAGGCCACCUACGCCAUCAACGAGCUCCCCGACCAGUACAUGGGAGCCAACCGCAUCGAGUCCGGAGAAGGCGGCCAGCCCGGCGGCGAGCCCCAGAGCGGCUACAACACCUGCGCAAAGGACACCUGGUCCCAGGACUCGCGCUGCCAGACCGCCUGGAUCAACUCCCUCGAAGACUUCUGCAUCUGGGGACCCGCCGAAUACGGCACCGUCGGCGAAAAGGAGCGCUCCGGCGUCGCCUACUGCACCACCGACAAACACGGCACCCGCCUCAUCCCCGACGGCACCAUCACCGGCGCCCACUUCGUCCGCACCAAGGACUACGUCCAGGUCACCGGCGUCGGCGACUUUACCUCCAUCAACAUCCCCGCCGGCGACGACGGCGGAGAAUUCGACCCUCACGGCGCCGAUGACCUCGGAAACCCCAUCGGCGGCAUCCUCUACACAACCGCCAACCCGGCAACAGGAGGAGAGGCGUGGCACGCGAGCGAGUGGACAAACUUCGCAUCAAGCACCAUGUAUUGUAUUCGGGCUUGUUGGGGUGAGAACGCCGCCAAGCAGUGCGAGCAUAUCUACGACGUUAUGGGAUGUCGAUGGAAUAUUCCCGCCAACUACGACGCGGGCGUUUUCGAGUCCUGCGAAGGUGAUAUCGGCCAGCUUGCCGGCAUUUACGGCAGCUCGACGUUCCGACAGGGCGACGCAAGCACUCCCCCGGCUCACCCUGCGCCGUCGUCUUCGCAGUGCAAGACGGUGCCGACGAUUUCUCACGGUCUCCCGGCGCGUAGCCUCGGCCUGGCGGCGCCUUCCUCGUCGACCUCCGCCGCCUCCAGCAGCACUGGUUCGGCUGCCCCGUCGUCGGGAUCGUCCUCUUCGGCUGCUGCCUCCGGUCUCUCCUCCAGGUCCAACAACGCUGCUGAGGCCGCCGCUACCGGUAGCGGCAACGCUGCUUCGGCCGGGCAGAACACCGCGGCCCAGGGCACCAGCGGCGCGUCGGCGCUCGCCCUUCCCCUCGUUUCCUCCGCCCUCGUCGGCGUUGCUGCUCUCGCUCUCUUCCUCUAG
Messenger RNA from Pseudozyma flocculosa PF-1, 1191 nucleotides. RefSeq lists its product as uncharacterized. Bases 1 to 1191 code for a protein of 396 amino acids. Lineage: Eukaryota; Fungi; Basidiomycota; Ustilaginomycetes; Ustilaginales; Ustilaginaceae. The record is from RefSeq and is a predicted model, not a curated record. The transcript has a single exon.